Messenger RNA from Acanthosepion pharaonis, 4230 nucleotides. The record is from the annotation of a GenBank genome assembly. NCBI's taxonomy places the organism in Eukaryota, Metazoa, Mollusca, Cephalopoda, Sepiida, Sepiidae.
AUGACGCAUUCGGUGGAGGACGGGGUGUAUUCAACGUUUACACUCAAUAUCUUCUUCUUUUUAAGUACCUUCUUCUUCUUUUUAAGUAUCUUCUUUUUAAGUAUCUUCUUCUUUUUAAGUAUCUUCUUCUUCUUUUUAAGUAUCUUCUUCUUUUUAAGUACCUUCUUCUUCUUUUUAAGUAUCUUCUUCUUUUUAAGUACCUUCUUCUUUUUAAGUAUCUUCUUCUUUUUAAGUACCUUCUUCUUCUUUUUAAGUAUCUUCUUCUUUUUAAGUACCUUCUUCUUUUUAAGUACCUUCUUCUUUUUAAGUAUCUUCUUCUUUUUAAGUACCUUCUUCUUCUUUUUAAGUACCUUCUUCUUCUUUUUAAGUAUCUUCUUCUUCUUUUUAAGUAUCUUCUUCUUCUUUUUAAGUACCUUCUUCUUCUUUUUAAGUACCUUCUUCUUCUUCAAGAUUUUUGUAGUUUUCUGUGUCUGUAUGGCUGUAGACAAAGAGGUGUUACGAAACAAGAAAGAGACAUUCAUUAACUCUCAUAAAAUCUACCCAAACGACCUGACUAUCGGUUCGAUCAACGCCGAGAUGUUUGAUCAUUCACCAGUUGCUGUUUCGGGCCACCCUAUCAAAAGAGAGACGAUCCAAAAAAGGAUACCUAACACAGAAUCCGAAAACUUUGUUCUCCUUCAUGAUAUCAAAACCAAUCAAGGAGCGAAGACAAAAGGGCGGUUCCAAAAUGAUGACAUCAAAGAUGCCAGACGGUAUCAUUUUUUGAGCAAGUCCGAACCAGUCAUUCACCGUAACAACCUCACCGACCAUAAUAAUAAUAAUAGCAAUAACAAUCUUUCCCGUUCUUUGAAACAAGACGUUCCAAGGAUCGUUGUUACGAACCCGCGUGAUAAAAACGGUUCGGAUGGACUCGUUCUUCGCAACCCAGUUUCCAAGUUCAUAUCCCGCCAUUAUGGGCACAGUUCCUAUCAUGGUGACGUUUACACUUUAUCAGCUUAUAAUACUCCCUCAAACGAUCAAUGGCUCACGGAAAAAUUCGAUCCGGCUAAUUACAAACAUCGCAAGAGUUGCAAUGUGUCGAUUGAUAACGAUGCGGAAGAGGACCCGUGGGGUUUGUUAAACGUUCACAGUACUUUGAAAAAACGUUCGUCUUUGCCAGCCAAUCAAAUAUCAACGUUUGAUAUGCUCGUUCGCAAAAACGGUUUCCGGAUUAAAGGGAAUAGGGAAAACAGUGUUUUGAAUGAAGUGAAACGCGACGAUGAGGACCAAUUUCUUGAGCCCAGGCCGUAUCAGACGGUGCCAAAGAAAAAGAACGUGGGCGUUGGGAACUGUUUCAGAAGCAUUACUACCAGUACUUCUUCAGAAAAUCCAGAUACACCGAGCAGUUUCCCUGCUGUUUGUACCGGAGAUGAAGACAACAGUUUCCCUACCGCUGCACUAAGACGAUGUCACAACAUAUUACCGGACGAAAACCACGGACACAGUCCGCUAAGAAAUACGUGCCCACCGGAUAUUUUACGCAAAGCUCCUGAAUUCCAAUACGACAUCUACAGCCGUCCAAUGAGUAGCUCAGUUAAAUCUAGUUUUUCUAACAAGAAGAAUACUAAUAAUAAUAAUAGGCAAAGUGAUAACCUGGGUAAUUCUUCACAAAUGGUCCUUAUGUUGUCAUCUUUUAACAAACGGACUCCUUCCCCUACAACCGUUACUGGAAUUCCAAAGUCUGAGUUGACCAAGUCAUUUCAGACGAUGGCUUCUCCGCCAUCCAAAAGGGCUAAGAGUCCCUGUCAGCGGACUAUCGAUAGGGUUUCUCUUACAAUUGAAAAGAGUAAAUCAGAACCGGACUUGGAGUCCUUCUUUAAGAAAAAUAAAAACAAAAGCAAUAACAGCAGCUCGUCACUUAAAAAUAUUUUUCUUCCUUCUUCUCCCUCAGCUAUGCAAAAAACGAAGUCUUCGCCAUCGAAUAAGAUCUUGUCCAAACGCUGGAGAAAUAAAUACAAAGAAAACCCGAAUAACACGACAGCAAUAUGGCGCCCGGAGGGUUACUGCACAUGGAGCAGCGUUGGUGGCCGGAAGGUGGUGCUGCAACCUACAAAUAUUUUAAACUUUUCAAAGACCUCAGAACAAACCGCUCUUCAGCAAGUGGCACUAUCCAAGGUGCAGGACACACUUCAAGGUUGUUCAGUUGUCAUCCCAAAAGCAUGCAGCGACGUGAAAAGACACAAGAAGACAAUGAUAAAAAAACGCUCGCAAUCAGUAAACCUUGGUGGGCUACUGGAACAUCUGACCCAAAAAGAUCGCGACAAAGCUGACAAAGAUGAACCUCAGCCAAUGGGACUGGUGUUUGGAAUUCCCCUAACCAGAUGCAUUGCCAAUGAUAAUGAACUCCGGAAACGAAGACAACAGAACUCUGCAGAAAAUGUUGACCAGCAUAAACACCGCAAUCAAAGUUCGUCAUCUCACGGUUCAACAGAAAAUCUUCCGCGACAAAAUGGAAACCCUUCCCAUUCCGGUAAUACAGCCAACAAUCGUUCUUUCCAUGCCGGAAGCAGUGACUCUUUGUCAGAAUCCGAUGCAAGCAGUCGACAUACAGGUGGCAGCACCAACUUGAUUGAUGCACUCUCCUUAUCGAUGACAGGUCGAGACAGUCUUCACAACGAUAACCUGGAACACUUAAACAGUGAAGGACCAAUGGUACCACAGAUAGUAACCGCUUGUUUCAAACAUAUUGAGACCUAUGGUCUUCAUGUUUUAGGCAUCUUCAGAGUCGGCUGUUCAAAAAAGCGAGUGAAACAGCUACGCGAUGAGUUUGAUAGUGGCAAAGACGUUGUUCUAGACGAGACACAGAAUCCUCACGAAGUUGGUGCCUUGCUUAAGGAAUAUUUCCGAGACCUUCCAGAACCGCUAUUAACAAGAGAUCUCUACUCACCAUUUGUUGCUACAAGAAAAAUCCAUUGUCACGAACAACAAGCACUUGCUGUCAAAUUGUUAGUUGCUCUCCUACCCGUUCCAAUUAGGGACACUUUAUGGGCACUAAUGAAAUUCUUAAAAAAGGUCGCAGAACAUUCCACAGAUUCCAUCGGUGAAAACGGAGAACAGCUUCCAGGAAAUAAAAUGGGUUCGUCAAAUUUGGCAACGUUGUUCGGGCCAAAUAUUUUACACAAGGCCAAGUCGUCUGGAGAGCGCGAAUACCUGGUUGAAAGCACAGCGAGAGCAGAAGAACGAAAAGAGGUUAUCGAAGUUGUGAAAGAUAUGAUAGACAGCAACACUUCGAUGUUUGAAAUUUCCGCCGAGAUGUAUGACGAAGUUUUACGACAAAUGAUGAAAGAUGACCCGGGAGCUUGUGACAACCAUUUAAAGCACCUUGCCAGUGAUUUGGGGAUCGAAACCGACUUGGACACUUCGUACGGUAGCGUGUUUGACGAUAGCAACUAUCGCCAAAGUCCCCACCACUACGCAUCAGCCUCAGACAUUCUACAAAGUAGUCACGUGUCCGUCGGAAGUAACAGACCUAUCCUCCGGCAGACUGCAUCCACGUCUUCACCGACUCAUUACCCAACGUCGGAUUCGGAUAGAGACGACACCGAUCCCAGGCAAGGACUGUCCGACUACCAUGACCGACAGGCAAGAAGGAUUCUGCGGCAACGCGGGAAGCAAUCGUCUGCCCAAAUGCCGACAACCUCAUCCCCUACAACAGGGGGGUUACGGGUACCAUGCGUUCGUCUACCGCAGCGCUCCCUGUCGUCGGACAAAGAUAACCGGACCAUGCAGACUACAACAUUGACCAUUCCACAGCAAUCUCAUUAUCUGAGACAGAACAGCUGCCCUGGUCUUAGUUCGUCACCUCCAUCUUCGCCUCCGGUGUCGCCUGUGGUACCCUUCUCUAGACCUCUCGGUAGUACGUGUAGCCGACAGAAUACCCCGGUAGAUAAAGGAUCUCGCUCUGAAAGAGAACUGUCACAGACUGGACGCACACGACAACUGACUCGCUCCAGGGAAACAUCACCGGUGGACCGUCUUAAAGUAUCACCAUCAUCUUCGUCAACGACAAUUGCAGUCAGCGGAACCUCAAGUGGCGCAACGCCCUUACAGCAUGGACAGCCGCAGCGUCGUACUGCUACAGACACACAUUUGAUUAGAUCUGCAGUUUGGCAAAGAGAACGUUGGAGACAAUGGGAAAUGCUAACUACAGAAAAUAGUGAUGAUAAACACGAACAAGAAACUUUAGUUUAA